Messenger RNA from Clupea harengus (Atlantic herring), 3710 nucleotides. RefSeq names its product staphylococcal nuclease and tudor domain containing 1 (gene snd1). Gene Ontology annotation, cellular component: cytosol; nucleus; RNAi effector complex. Gene Ontology annotation, biological process: mRNA catabolic process; regulatory ncRNA-mediated gene silencing. Gene Ontology annotation, molecular function: RNA binding; nuclease activity. Lineage: Eukaryota; Metazoa; Chordata; Actinopteri; Clupeiformes; Clupeidae. The record is from RefSeq and is a predicted model, not a curated record.
GUACAUUCAACGCAUGGGUCCGUAUGCUUCCGGUUAAGCUUGUUUGAUCAGCAGCAGCUCUCAGUCUUUUCCCCCCUCUUGGCUUUCAGUGAAACAAUCACAUAGGGCUCCUGGUUCCUCACCUGUGUCUCCCCUAACGGUGAACUUAAACCCACGGACAUGGCAUCAUCGGUCUCGGCACACGCACAGGCCAACCCGGCUCCUGCUCCGCAACUCCAGAGAGGAAUAGUGAAGAUGGUGUUGUCUGGCUGUGCCAUCAUUGUUCGGGGCCAACCUAAAGGUGGCCCUCCGCCUGAGCGCCAGAUUAACCUGAGUAACAUCAGGGCAGGAGCGCUGGCCCGGCGAGCUGCCCAGAGCCAGCCAGACGCUAAGGACUUUCCAGAUGAGCCAUAUGCUUUCCAGGCACGAGAGUUUCUGAGGAAAAAGCUGAUUGGAAAGGAGGUGUGCUUUACUGUGGAGAUAAAGACUGCCCAGGGCAGAGAGUAUGGCUUGGUCUACCUGGGAAGGGACACGUCAGGAGAAAGCCUGGCAGAGUCUCUGGUGGUUGAGGGUCUUGCCACAGUUCGUAGAGAAGGCAUCAGAGGCAACAAUCCUGAACAGGCCAGACUGUGUGAUCUGGAGGACCAGGCCAAGGCUGCUCGAAAGGGGAUGUGGUCAGAGGGGGGUGGUGCCCACACCAUCCGUGACCUGAAAUACAGCAUUGAGAAUCCCCGCAACUUUGUGGACUCUUUGCAUCAGAAACCAGUCAAUGCCAUCAUUGAACAUGUGCGAGAUGGCAGCGUGGUGCGAGCUCUUCUCCUGCCUGAUUAUUACCUGGUGACAAUCAUGCUGUCUGGUGUCAAGUGUCCAACAUUUAAGCGAGAUCCAGAUGGCAUGGAGACCAUUGAGCCGUUUGCUGCGGAGGCCAAGUUCUUCACCGAGUCCCGCCUCCUUCAGAGGGACGUCCAGAUCAUCCUGGAGUCCUGCCCCAAUCAGGUCAUCCUGGGCACCAUCAUGCACCCGAAUGGGAACAUCACGGAGCUCCUGCUGAGGGAGGGCUUUGCACGCUGUGUGGACUGGUCUAUGGCUGUCUAUACUCAGGGUGCAGACAAACUGCGAGCCGGUGAACGGGGUGCUAAGGAACGCAAAGUGAGAAUCUGGAAGGACUACGUCGCUCCCACUGCAAACAUGGAUCAGAAAGACCGACAGUUUGUUGCCAAGGUGAUGCAGAUACUCAACGCGGACGCCAUUGUUGGGAAGCUGAACUCCGGAGAGUGCAAGACCAUCCACCUGUCCAGCAUCCGACCCCCCAGACUGGAGGGAGAGGAAAAGAUCAAGGACAAGGACAAGCGUUUCCGCCCACUCUACGACAUUCCAUACAUGUUUGAGGCCAGAGAAUUCAUGAGGAAGAAACUCAUAGGAAAGAAGGUCAAUGUUACAGUGGAUUACAUCAGAGCUGCCACGGAGACCGGCACCAUUCCAGCCUUCCCAGAGCGCACCUGUGCCACGGUAACAAUAGGAGGCAUUAACAUUGCAGAGGCCCUCGUCAGCAAAGGUCUCGCCACUUGUAUCCGGUAUCGCCAGGACGAUGACCAGCGCUCCUCUCACUACGAUGAACUCCUCGCUGCUGAAGCAAGAGCCAUCAAGAAUACUAAAGGGCUGCACAGCAAGAAGGAGUUCCCCAUUCACAGAGUGGCUGACAUUUCUGGGGAGACGCAGAAGGCCAAGCAGUUCCUUCCAUUCCUGCAGCGCGCUGGUCGCUCUGAGGCUGUGGUGGAGUAUGUCUUCAGUGGGUCACGCCUCAAGCUCUACAUGCCCAAAGAGACCUGUCUCAUCACCUUCCUACUAGCUGGUAUUGAGUGUCCUCGUGGGGGCCGGAACAUUCCAAGUGGCAUUCAGGUGGCUGAGCCAUACAGUGAAGAGGCCAUGCUGUUCACCAAAGAACUCGUCCUCCAGAGAGAGGUGGAAGUAGAAGUUGAAAGCAUGGACAAGGCAGGCAACUUCAUCGGCUGGCUGCACAUCGAUGGGCUGAACCUGUCCGUGGCCCUGGUGGAGACUGCCCUCUCCAAGGUCCACUUCACUGCUGAGCGGAGCUCCUACUACAAGACCCUGGUCUCCGCUGAGGAGCCUGCCCGUGAGAGGAGAGAGAAGAUCUGGGCCAACUACGAGGAGAAACCAACAGAGGAAGUGGCAGCUCUGCAGUCAGAAGAGAGAGAGCGGGUGGCCAAGUACCGAGCCGUAUACGUCACUGAAAUCACAGACGAAUUGCACUUCUAUACACAGGAUGUGGAAACGGGUGCCCAGUUAGAAAACCUGAUGGAGACGAUGCGAGCAGAGAUCGCUGCCGCGCCCCCAGUCGAUGGGUCCUAUGCUCGCAGAGGCGACUUCUGCAUCUCCAAAUUCGCUGAUGGCGAGUGGUACCGAGCCAGAGUGGAGAGAGUGGAGUCCCCAGCCAAGGUCCACGUCUUUUACAUCGACUAUGGCAACAGAGAGACGGUCUCCUCCACACGCCUGGCUCCUCUCCCUCCAGCGUUCAGCACUCGCACCCUGGCUGCUCAGGCCACGGAGCAUGCCUUUGCCUUCAUCCAGGUGCCUCUGGACGAGGAUGCGCGGGCUGACGUGGUGGACUGUAUCGUGCGCGACAUCCAGAACACUCAGUGUCAGCUCAACGUGGAGUACAGCGGAGCCACGUGCCCCCACGUCACGCUGCAGUUCACCGACUCCAAAGACGACGUGGGCCUGGGCCUGGUCAAGGAGGGCUACGUGAUGGUGGACGUCCGGAAAGACAAGUAUCUGCAGAAGAUGGUGACUGAAUACCUGAAUGGCCAGGAGUCAGCCAAGAGAGACAGGCUCAACAUCUGGCGCUACGGAGACUUCCGUGCCGACGACGCGGACGAGUUUGGCUUCAGACGCUGAGACGCGCCGCCGUUCCAAAGACCUUGCGGAAGACAAGAUGCACACACACUGACAAAGAAAAGAAAUAAACCACCAAACUUAAAAAAAGAAAAAGUAACUCUUUUCUCUGUGUCUCCGGUCCUUAAUCCUCUGUGCAUCUCUCCCUGUCUUCCUCUGACUCUUUGGGGGGAGUCAUCAAGGAGUUUCUCUGCCCUAGCCCACCUUGGUAAUCCAACAUCCUUAAUAUCCAGUAUCACUGUAAUCCUUAUCAAAAAGCCAGUCGCCGUCUUCUACAUUAACUUUUUAGCCAAAAGAUUUCUAACCCCACUUGGACAAACUCUUUCAACUGCUCCUCUAUUAAGAGACGGGCGCCCAGUAACAUGAAUAGGGGUUGACGGCAGUGGGAGGUACACAGAGGAUGAUCUCAUGAUCUCAACAGCUUGCUGAGAAAAACACUUCCUAGGAAUGAAUUGAAAUAAUGUAUUGAAAUGUAAAUUGAUAUUAUUUUGAAGUAAGUUAGAUCAACCCACUCAAAGUGAACUAAUGAGUGUAUUUUUUGUCUUUAAUGUAUAUCUGAGUGUUUAAUUACAUUUAAUGACUUUUUACGUAGGGAGUGUUUUUUUUUAUUAUUUCUUGUGGCAAAGAGCUGCCAACGAACGCCUUGACAAGCAUUUCUCUCGUCCUCCGCUGUGAAGUUUACAUAUACAGUAACGGUCAUGAUAUCUCUUAUCUUAGCCUGUCUCCUGCUAUGGCAGAAACAAUGUUGGACUUUGUUUCCCCUUUGAUGGACCUUUUCAAUGUAUUUAAACCUGCUAAAUAAAACAAGCAAACCCAUA